AUGCCCUCCCCUGCCAGAAUCGGGUCUUUUGUGUGUACAGUGAGCAGAAGGACUAACUCCACUUUUGGAAUAGAAAAGGGAGCCAACUUCUCCAAUGUGUCUUAUUUACACGCCAAACAGCUGGACGAAUUCCUGCAGGAGUUUCCCUCACAUUGGGAAAUGAGGAUACUCCAGAUCUGCCCAGUUAUGUGCUUCGUUGCUGUUAUGCUGGUCAUACCACCCAUUUUGGUGUCCAUUUUUAAAAACCCUAAGUUCCGUCAAGAGACCCGCUAUCUGCUUCUUGCCAAUUUGCUUUUAUGUGACAUGAUGUAUGUGGCUUUAUAUAUGUUCAACGUGUGUGUCAAUGCGGGCUACGCCUCCAAGUCUAAGACACUCUGUGCCUUCAUUCUCUUUUUCCUGGGGCUCUCUUACAGUGCUGGGGUUCUCAGCACCAAGGCAAUGGUCCUGGACACAUCCCUGGCUGUCCUGCUGCCCUUCCGUUACUUAGCUCUGUGUUCAAACUCACGAACAAAAAAGGUGAUUCUACUGAUGUGGAUGUUCUCCUGCAUUUUUCCUAGCAUCUCCACCUUCAUGUUUUGGAUGGCACAGGAGAAGAAUCCCUGCUUGAUGGAGGUUUGUUCCUUACCUCUGAUCCUCGUGCUCACCGUGCACAGCUCCAACUCCAUCUCCCAGUACUAUGUUGCAUCCGUUACUUGUGUACUUCUCUGUCUGGUCUUGAUCCUGUGUUGCUACGUCCUUCUGUAUUUUAAAACACGGAGCUCUGGAAUUUGGAAAGGCUUUUCUUCUAGAGCCAAAGGAACUUUUUUGAUUCAUUAUAUCCUUUUAUUUCUGUCUUCAUGCCCCCUUCUAGUGCUUUUGGUAGAAAUUUGUCUCUAUUUUCAUGACUUGAUUGCCAUGAGCACAGGUCUGUGGGUGACUUUAACCAUCUGUAACAUCUUAAUGGUUCUACCUAAAACAUUGUCACCAUAUUUGUAUGGCUUUAGAUAUAGAGAAAUCUCCAGGUCACUCAUAGCUUUCUACAGAUUUAAGUGGUCCAGGUCGGUGGUAUCACCUACCAUGUGA
Molecule: messenger RNA, 1062 nt
Organism: Erpetoichthys calabaricus (reedfish)
Lineage: Eukaryota; Metazoa; Chordata; Cladistia; Polypteriformes; Polypteridae
Product: probable G-protein coupled receptor 148
Exons: 1
Coding region: 1-1062 (353 amino acids)
Biological process (GO): G protein-coupled receptor signaling pathway
Cellular component (GO): membrane
Molecular function (GO): G protein-coupled receptor activity
Source: RefSeq, a predicted model, not a curated record